AUGGAAAUGCACUCUUACUGGAAGCUGACUGGUCUAGUGGAAGAGGAGGACGGACUGUUUGCCUCCUACUGUCCCGAGCUGGGAACAGCCAGUUGCGGCGACACUCCCGGAGAGGCCCUGGCAAACCUGAGAGAAGCUGUCAGCCUUCACUUGGAGGGACUCGCAGACGUUGGCGAACUCGAGCGUACACUAACCGAGCGUAAUAUCCGAACCAGACUUUCAGAAUAG
Geodia barretti is the source of this 228-nucleotide messenger RNA. Lineage: Eukaryota; Metazoa; Porifera; Demospongiae; Tetractinellida; Geodiidae. The record is from the annotation of a GenBank genome assembly.